AUGAAUGGAUAUGCUGGACUCAAGAUGACCUCCAAGAUGGCAACUGUUCAAAAGAAUAAGGAAGGAUUCACUCCAAGACAAGUCAAGGCUGCGAUGGAAGCGAGAAGUGCCAUGCACAUACUCAAUGCUCCAAACACCAAAACAUUGGAUAAGAUAUUCCGCCGCUACAACAAGGCAGGCUUUCAAGUCAAGACAAUCAAGUGUGAUUGGGCAUUCAUUCCUCUCACGGAUGAUGUGCUAGACGAUAUGGGUGUUGCUAUUGGCCCAACUGCAGCUGGAGACCACGAGCCUACAGCUGAGCAAACCAAUAGGACGUUGAAAGAAAGAGUCAGAAUAGCUCUUGCACGAUUACCCUACAAAGUGGUCCCAAAAGUGAUCACUGAAUGUCUUGGACGUCGAGCCGCCGAGCUAUUGAAUGUCUUUCCCCAGAAAGACAGUAUCUCAUCACAUCUCAGUCCGCAGCAACUCAUUGAUAUUGUCAAUAUCAACUACAAUAGUGAUAUGCUUGCUGAACUUGGACAAUAUGUUCAUGCAAUUGGGACGGAUUUCAACAAUUCAAUGGAACCCCAAAGUAUCAAAGCAAUUUACAUUGAACCUACAAAGGGACAACGUACUGGGCACCGAGUGCUCAACCUCAAUACUACAAAGAUGAUUUUCCAACCCAAGGUCGUCGUACUACCCGUUACCGACCAAGUAAUCCAGCAUGUUGAAGCUUGGGCUGCUACCAAAGGUGUUACUUCCAUUAACCUGUUGUGGCCGAUUUGGAUCACCAUCAAGAAAAUAUUGAUAGAGGAACCGAUGAUAUUGGGAGCCUCGGUACUGAUCUGGAAGACCCACAAGAACCGCCAGAAGAAGAGAUUGUAUUUGAGCUUGAAACGCCUUGAGUAG
Cylindrotheca closterium is the source of this 888-nucleotide messenger RNA. Lineage: Eukaryota; Bacillariophyta; Bacillariophyceae; Bacillariales; Bacillariaceae. The record is from the annotation of a GenBank genome assembly.